Messenger RNA from Knipowitschia caucasica, 1035 nucleotides. Lineage: Eukaryota; Metazoa; Chordata; Actinopteri; Gobiiformes; Gobiidae. The record is from the annotation of a GenBank genome assembly.
AUGUUUGCCGCAACAGGAGACCGUGUGACUCUGCCCUGCCCUGUGGCCCGUGGCUCUGGCUGCACCUCUGUGUCCUGGAACAGAGCUGACCCCUUCUUUGCACUGAUCAAACCGGGACAAGUGAUGGAUCCUAAUGUGACAGAUCCUAAUGUGACUCUGCUCUCAGACUGCUCUCUGCUCAUCAAGCACAUGGACCACAGUUACCCCGCAGUUUAUAUUUGUCAAAACGGCGAAAAGACCUGGAACGUGGAGCUUCAGUUCCUCAACAUUACUAAAAACCAGGAGAACCCUGUUGAGCUGCAAUGCUACAUCAACAAUCACCGCGGACUGUCAUUGUGCACCGAGCCUGGACUCAGGGUCAUGUGGGUCGCAGAGGACAACAGUCCACUCCGAGGACAGCGCUUUCAGAUCGACAACGUCUCCAACUGUUUCUUCAAACUGCACUUCAGGCAGAAGCAGACGGACCACCUCAGACGGUGGAGGUGCCAGGUGCAGGUGAACGGCUCUGUUAAAGCCACAGCCUCGUACCUCACUACAGCCGCAGUCAUUGCUCAGAUGGACGCAGAAAGACACAAUGCCACGCUGAGCUGUGUGCUGACCUGUGCCUGUGACCCCUGUGACAGCGACUUCAACCUCACCUGGUCUGAAGCUGACAAUACAUUCAUAAACAGUGAUUUAAUUGUUAGAAACAGAAGUCUUCUCAUCAAAUUCUGGAUCCCAGUGGCUUCUCUGGGCCGCGGGGAUGUCGUGUGCUCAGCGCUGAGAGAAGGUGUUCCGGUGGUGACAAAGAAGUGGAGUUAUAACAAAAGCAGCCCUCUGAGGGCCCUUGCUUGGAUUGCGGUCCCCAUUGUCAUAUUGUGCUGUGUCUCUGUGGUGUAUUACAGAAAGAGGAGGCACAAGGAUUCAGAUACUCUACAAGCAGAUAUCAACUUGACACAUGUUUAUGAAGAUUUGAACGACUAUGAGCCCAAGUGUAAGAAAGAAGCCGUGACGUCCAACGACAGUUUCUACAAUCUGCUCCAGGCUGUUAACUAG